Salpingoeca rosetta is the source of this 797-nucleotide messenger RNA. RefSeq lists its product as uncharacterized. The record is from RefSeq and is a predicted model, not a curated record. Lineage: Eukaryota; Choanoflagellata; Craspedida; Salpingoecidae. The coding region runs from base 37 to 723 and encodes 228 amino acids. The transcript has 9 exons.
UCACGAUUGAUUCCACGCCAAACAACAACAACAAAGAUGGCGCUAAACCCAAGGUUCGCGGCUGACAUUGACGCCAAUGCCGAUCUCUACGAUGAGGGCGGCUUUCCUGACGAAGACUUCUUUGCCGAUGGCGUGGAUCCCUGGGAGGAGAUGGGCGAGCCUGCAUACGACAACUUUAACGUGGCAGAGGCAGUGCAAGAGCUCGGCGAAUCAGGCCAACCUGCCGGGUAUCUGUCUGUUGCACCCGAUGGCGAGUACGACGCUAGCCGCGCCCAGCCUGAUGGCGAUGACGACGGCUAUCUGGCCGUGAACCCGGAGUGGUUGGAGGAGCAGUGGAAGCUGUUGUCCGUGCAGCCGUGGUUCCGUGGCGCCCAGUCGUACACCCGGCACGACGCCACCACAGAGCUCGCACAGGCAGAGCCAGGUACUUUUGUUGUGCGCAUCUCCCAGUCGCAGCCUGGCCAUUAUGCAAUCAGCGCCAAGACAACGGCAAACAAGAUUGUCUCCAUGCUCAUCCUGCCGUCAUGGGCUGGUGCUGACAGCACGGCUCCGGGUCACACCCAGUACCGCCUUGGCACCGCGUCCACCCUCCUCUUCAACACCGUGCCCCGACUCAUCAAAUACUACACAGAGAACAACUACUACAUGGGGGAGCGGUUGAAGGGUGAAGUGGUGCCGGAGCAGCAGGAAGGAGGCUACAUGCUGCUCGCACCAACUCAAUAACUCAACUGGCACAAGCAUGCAUGCGUAUGUGUGUGCGUGUGUGUGUGCGUGUGUGUGUGUGCGUGUGCGUGUGU